AUGGGAGGAGGAGGAAGAGGAGGGCGUUCGCCAUGCUGUGACAAGAGUAAGGUGAAGAAAGGGCCAUGGAGUCCAGCAGAGGACGUAAGGCUCAUCUCUUUCAUUCAGAAACAUGGACAUCCCAACUGGCGUUCUCUCCCAAAACAAGCCGGUUUGUUAAGAUGUGGAAAAAGCUGUCGUCUAAGAUGGAUAAACUACCUAAGGCCUGACGUCAAGAGAGGCAAUUUCACUCCCCAAGAAGAGCAUUCCAUUAUUCGUCUUCAUGCCACCUAUGGAAACAAGUGGUCGAAAAUUGCAUCUCAGUUGCCUGGACGAACAGACAACGAGAUCAAGAAUGUAUGGAAUACACAUUUGAAGAAAAGAUCAUCAUUGCUAAUCACUACACCUUCCUCCUCACCUGCUAAUUUCUACCAUAAUAGUCAAACCAUCAUCAGAAAUCAAGAAAUUUCUUAUCAGCAAGCAGAAGCACAUGAAAAUAGCAAAGAUAUAGAUGAUCAUCAGCCAACAUCUUCCAACAACGACUCAGGUGAUCAAGAUAAGAUGGUUUUUACUGGUCCACAUCAUGAUGAAGCAAUUGAGAAUAAUCAUAGUAUUGUUGAAAUGCUUCCAUUAGAAUUUGAGGUUGAUCAGUUUUGGAACAUGUUGGAUGACAUACAAUUACAUGAUCAUAAUUCCGAACCAUUCAUGAUGAGUGGCGAUCAUGAAAAUGGACCACAGAUGGAAGUCGACAAGUGGUUGAGAUUGUUAGAGGAAGAACUUGGAUUAGUGGGUCCAACUCCAACAGCUGCUAGUGCUAAUCAACAAGAUGGUGAAAUUAGCAAGAGCAAGGAUAAGGAUGAGGAUGAUAAUGAUAAUGAUGAUAUGAUGAUGAUGAUUAGGUGGUAGCGGUGAUUGGGUAUAAUCCUGCAGAACAUAUGUGGUGCGAUGAAAUAUCUCUGACGUCGUAAUUCUCCAGCCCUUGUAUUAGAACAACAUAUACGUAUGUAGGUAUACUAGUGUUAUGGGUACGUGGAUA
Messenger RNA from Cynara cardunculus var. scolymus (artichoke), 1015 nucleotides. Its product is annotated as transcription factor MYB58-like. The coding region runs from base 1 to 885 and encodes 294 amino acids. The record is from RefSeq and is a predicted model, not a curated record. Lineage: Eukaryota; Viridiplantae; Streptophyta; Magnoliopsida; Asterales; Asteraceae. The transcript is spliced from 3 exons.